GAAGGUGUAAACGGGUUGCCCCCUCUCAUCCACUGCUGAUGCAGGUUGUCUGUUCACCGACGACUCUGCGGUCUGCAUUAUAGAAUUUUGUUAAUCUGUUUGUACCAUUCGUAGCAGCACUAACUGGUAAAGAUGGCGAGAAUAGCGCUAGCGAUACUGAUUUUGGGGUGCUGCACAUGCGCCGUGUGGUCGGUAAAUGACCGGCUGCGGGAGGUGUUUAGCUGGAAGCAGUUGGACUUUGCGUUCCCCGACCAGAAGACCAGGCAGGCGGCCAUUGCCAGUGGCGAGUACGUGCAGGAGAACAAUUUGCCACUUGGCCUAGAGGUAUGGCGGGACAAACUGUUCAUCACCGUUCCCCGGUGGAAGGCCGGAGUGGCGUCCACGCUCAACUACGUGUCCCUCGGAUCGGGUUCAAAUUAUAACCGUUCGCCGCGGCUGGUGCCAUACCCGAACUACCAAAUAAACCGACUGCCGGCCGCCGGUCAAUCGACCACCAACCAUCUCAUCAACACGUACAGGAUAAGCGUGGACACGUGCGACCGCUUGUGGAUGAUCGACAUGGGGAUCUCGAACGGCACAAAGCUCGGCCAACCACAGCUUUUCAUCUUUGACCUGAAUACGGACCGGAUCGUCCGGCAGUUCAUCAUCGCCCAAGACCUGAUGCGCGUGGACGGAAACACGUGGUUCCCGGGCCUGUUGGCGGACACGGACUCGGACUCGUGCAACCGUGCGUUCGCCUACCUGCCGGACCUGGGUGGCGGCCUGGUGGUGUACGACUACCAGCGCAACACGGCCAAGCGAAUCGAGCACCAUUACUUCUACUUCGACCCACUGGCCACCGUGUUCCACAUCGGCGGUGUCCGGGUCGAGUGGCCGGACGGCUUGUUCGGCGUGAGCAUGUCCGAACGCCACCGGAACGGCUUCCGGACGCUUUACUUCCAGGCAAUGUCCAGUACCAGGAUGUUUUCGGUGGACACGAGCGUUCUGCAGUCGAACACGAGUGGCAGGAACACGUUCGAAGAGUACCGACAUCUCGGCCACCGCGGCGCUGGAAUGCAGGCAGGUCCCAUGACCUCGGACGAGGCCUCCGGCACCGUUUUCUACGCGCUCGUCAACCAGGACGCGGUCGGCUGCUGGAACCCGAAGCAGUACGACCACCUGUCGUCCGAGACCUCAGCCGUGUUGGCACAGGACUCUGAGACUCUCGAGUUCCCGGGUGACAUCAAGGUGGACAAGGACUCCAACCUGUGGGUGCUCAGCGACAGGAUGCCCCGCCACCGGUUCGAUGUUAACAACUUUGACGUGGAAGACAUCAAUUAUCGCGUGUUCAGAGCACCUGUGGCCGACGUCAUCCGCGGUACGGUUUGCGAAUCGCCCCGCACCUUGACUCGGCCACCCACCGGUCCUAACCAUCCCUCUCGUCCGCGGCCAACCACCACCUCCACCAGUGGAAGUGCAUGGAACACGCCGUCCUCUAGGGCGAAGGAUUUUGAUUAAGUAUGGUUCGUUACAUGACGCUGCGUAUGCACGUGCAACGGCAUUUAAUGUAUAUUUUAUUUAUUAUUAUUUAUAUUGCAAGGCGAAAUAGUGUUUUAAAUAUAAUCGCCACUUAGGAUCAAUGAUCGGUAUAAUAUGUGUUAUUAUUUUUAUAAUUUUAUACUGUUUAGAGCAUUUUAGUAUAUGACUUAAAACUGUGAACGAAAUACAUUUUUUAGUUGUAGGUGAAUGUAAUAUUUAAUAAUAUAAUUUAUAUGUGGUGAGUAAUAAUUAAACACAGUGAUAUUUAAAUUUACA
This is a messenger RNA of Acyrthosiphon pisum (pea aphid), 1794 nucleotides long. Its product is annotated as protein yellow. The transcript has 3 exons. Bases 133 to 1497 code for a protein of 454 amino acids. Lineage: Eukaryota; Metazoa; Arthropoda; Insecta; Hemiptera; Aphididae. The record is from RefSeq and is a predicted model, not a curated record. Gene Ontology annotation, cellular component: extracellular region.